This is a messenger RNA of Cylindrotheca closterium, 303 nucleotides long. NCBI's taxonomy places the organism in Eukaryota, Bacillariophyta, Bacillariophyceae, Bacillariales, Bacillariaceae. The record is from the annotation of a GenBank genome assembly.
AUGUCCACUCGGAAAUUUGAUAGAGACGUGCAAGUUCCUCUUUCUUUCGGAACCAUUCAACAGCUCAGAUCGGCGACUUUUCAGUUCCAUGCGUUGGACGCUCUCACUGCAAAACCAGACCAGGCUUACCUGACGAGAGACAACAAACUUCUGUACCAAGACUGUCGCCCCACUGACAGUCUUCAGUACACUUUCAUGGCCAAAGGAAUGGUGUCCCGCUUAGGAGACGACCCCAAACCUUCCAUGGCCCUUUUGGAUCAACACGUCCGGUGUCUUGAUUCUGAAUUGGAUGCCCUCUUUUGA